GUCACGGGCAUGAGGCCGCUCAAGCAAGCUUAUGUCUUUGAUAUGCCUGGACUGGAACACGAUCGUUUCCUGGGCGUCUAAACAACUUCUCUUACGUUGAUGUGAAAGCGGGCAAUAAAACCCAAGGCGUCUGUUCUCUGGAUGACCUGAGAAUGCGCCUCAAGAAAUUCAAAGACCUGCUCACAGGUGGUGGAAACAGGAACAAUACUCCAGCGCGGGGUAGUGCACUGGUCCUCCGUGUCCUUCAACGCGAACAGCCUGAAAUCUGCAGGCUCGUUCUAGCCGACCUCCGUGAGGACUGGAUCCUCGAACCCUUCCCCUCUGCGUCGACUUUUGUUGGCUCGCUUGCCCACCAGGCCCUCGUGCAGCUGUCGCUUUAUUUCCAAAACACGCCGAGCACUACAAUUGAUACGUACAGCCGACUCUCUGAUGAGCGCCCCGAUAAGCGGCGCCUUCUUUGCUGUCAACUCGUGAAAGAGGCGCCUGCCGUCCUCGCGGCGCUUAGCAGCAAAUUGGACUUGCUCGGUGUAGGUAAACAUGGCGCCACGGCUGGAAUAGAGGACCUUCCGGUCAAAAAGAUGAGUCAGAAAGAGUUGAAAUUGUCACGAAAGCGCCAGCUAGUGCGUGAGAUCCCGCUGGACCCUGCUCCGUUCGCUCGCUUGGAGCUGGAUGUCCCCGUGACAGCCGUGGAGAUGGAAGCCGCUGUGGAUCUCGUGCUGGAUAUGCAGAAGGGGAUCCUGCAGGACUACCUAGAGGCGUUGCGGUGCCCUGAGCUUAGAAGAUCGAUCGAAGACACGUGUCUUCCUUCGAAUUCGUUUGUUGUUCAAGAACACGAUGCGGCUACAUUCAUGAAAGAUUCCGAUGUGGACUGUGUGGAGGCGCUGGUCACUGCAUCCAAUGACGAAAAGCAGGACUAUCUGGAGCACCAUGUCAGCAUCAACAUCCUCUACGCGGACAACGCCGCUGGUUUUGGUGAAUGGAUGAUCAAUCUCUCCCCUCGUGCGAAACGCGACUUGCGAGAUCUUAAUCGCCGCGACCGCAAGAUCUUCAAGAUCGUCGUCAAGAAGAUCAAGGAGCUCUCGAAUGGGCGUUUCUCGUCCGACAAUCAGAAGCGGUUGAACGGACAACAGACUGAUGUUCCUGUCUAUGAGGCCAAGAUGACAGGAGAUUGGCGAUUGGUG
This is a messenger RNA of Mycena citricolor, 1181 nucleotides long. The record is from the annotation of a GenBank genome assembly. NCBI's taxonomy places the organism in Eukaryota, Fungi, Basidiomycota, Agaricomycetes, Agaricales, Mycenaceae.